Molecule: messenger RNA, 1496 nt
Organism: Haplochromis burtoni (Burton's mouthbrooder)
Lineage: Eukaryota; Metazoa; Chordata; Actinopteri; Cichliformes; Cichlidae
Product: E3 ubiquitin-protein ligase rnf213-alpha
Exons: 8
Coding region: 145-1278 (377 amino acids)
Molecular function (GO): ubiquitin-protein transferase activity; ATP hydrolysis activity
Source: RefSeq, a predicted model, not a curated record
AUUUGUGUAAAAAAUGCUGUGGGUAUUCAGUGUAGUUUGGCAUACUAGCAUGUGAAUUUGUCACUGACUUGUCUGACCACUGACAUAUUUUAUUUAUAUAAAAGAUUGGUUGCAGAUGCAGUUGAGACCCUUUGCCAUACCGCUAUGACACGCCGUAUUGAGAAGUGGGUGUUGGUCAUCCCUUUGGUUCAUCUACUGAGAGGAGAAAGCAAACCAUAUGAGCCAGUCCCACCUGUCUUGAAUCCACAGUUUGACUCCUGGACAGGCUUGAAGAGAAUCACAAGACCAGAUUUAUAUGAUGCUAGUCAUAUGAAUCUGAUCCAGAUCAUGGAAGAAUAUGACUACUUGAUAGACAUUGAUCAUCUUCUUGUGCACUCUUGGAUGUCUCUGAUGGGAGUUGAUUACCUAAUGAACAACAAAUUGAUUAUGCGUGUUGAACUUCGAGACAUUCUUCAGCAUUUGCAGUUUAUUGUCAUUGUCAGUUUUGGCAACCGUAAACGCAUGUGCAGGGUUGUGAGACAUUUGACAUCUUAUCUGAUCGAGAAAGAGAGUAAUCACAAGAAAAGUUUUGAUGACAGUGAUGGAGUGUGCUGCCUGAAAACUGCAGUAAUGCUUCUUGGUUCUGUCUGCUGUAUCACAAAAGACACAGAGUUCUGGGAUCUUCCUCUUCAGUUCCUUGAUCUAGUCUGUGUAAUUGCCAAGGCAUAUGGCCUCACUGAUUCCCAGACAAGAAAGAUAAUUCAUGAAGAGUCAGUCAAGGACACAUUACAAAAAAUGAGGGAAUGGCAGACAAAUACCUUCCGCAACAAACUGCUCGAUAAGCAGUACGUUUUGCAGUUUUCUCUACCCAGUGAAAUACAGGCAUGGAGCAAAUUACUCUCAAUAUCUUUUAAUUAUGAGGAACACACUUCAUUAUGGAGAACCACAUUCAUGGAUGAUUUUCAAGACAAACUGAGAGAGGAACAUCCUGUGGAUCAAAUUGGAAUAUACUGUAACAAGAUGAGUGAGAUGAGCAAGGAAAGUCCAUUGUUGUGCAGCAUAAUGGAGAACUGUGCAAUGAAGGCUGCUGCACAUAUUUGCCAGGAUACAUCAGCUAUGUCAAACCUCAUGACAAGAUAUGAUUUCACAAAAUUUUUAAAACUAAUGUCAGUUGUUGUGAUGGAGUCAUGGCCCAAAGAUGAAAACGGACAUGAGAUACAAGACGAAGAAUUGGUAUUUGACUACCUCAUGAGCUGGCCCAUGGCCAAAACCAUCCUCAAAAUUGCAGGUAAACUGUGAAAUAAAAAAAGAACAUAACAUGAAAUACACCUUGAAUGCUCUUUAGUAAUGUCUAGGGUAUGCAUAAGCUUUCAAUUUUGUAUAUUACCGUACUCAUUUUGAAGGAACAUAUUCAUUGGAAACAUGAAUGCACUUUUGAGACAAAUUCAGAAUGUGAGGACUGUUUGCAACUUAACUGGAGGGUGCCUGUUUAAAAAUUUAAUCAAACGGAGAUGAAC